Rubroshorea leprosula is the source of this 1150-nucleotide messenger RNA. The record is from the annotation of a GenBank genome assembly. Lineage: Eukaryota; Viridiplantae; Streptophyta; Magnoliopsida; Malvales; Dipterocarpaceae.
CCAAGCCUGAAUCCUACCGAUCAGAAAAAUAGGAAGCAGAUAUGUCAAACGAGAAAUUAGUGAUGGCGGUGAUCAGGGCGGCCAGGCCGUCCUUCAGAAACAACCACGACAAGAUCGCGUUCGCCGUUCACGCCUCCUUCCUUGCCUCCGGCUACGUCCUCACUGCCACCGGCCGUCCUGCCUUCGCGGACACAGCUCUUUCCUCCUCCUCGUCCUCUAACGAUGAGGUUGGAAUUGAAAAUUGGAACGAAUUUGAGGAUGAAUAUGCGUUUGUGUAUAUGAACCCUGAGAAAGGCUCCAAAAAAGUGUUGGUGAAGUGUCUGGUAAUGGAUGAUAAAUUUCUUGUUGAUGCUGUGGCUGAUGGUGGUUCUGAGCCUGUUCAUCUCGAAAUUAAUAUUAGGGAUUAUGUUGAGGAGAAUGGAGGCGCCGCCAAUUAUUCGGCCCAUUACAAGAAUCUGGAGAGGCUGGUGAAUAGUUUGGAUAAGGAGAUUUUAUCCAAGUUAGAUGGUUCUUUGAAGGCGAGUUCCUCUGGUAAUCCUGUCAGUUCAAAAGCACGUGAAAGAUCAGGCACUAAUAGAAAUGAAGCUGGUGUUAGAGUUAUUGAACCAGCAGGCCCUCAACCUAAUCCUUCAGGGGUCAUACUUCCACCUAUUAAUCCUUUCGGUAUUAGUGAUCUUUUCCCUGGGCCAGGUGCUGGAAUGUACCCUACCAGGGGUGAUUUUGGUGGAGGAAGCAUGGUUCUAGGACCUAAUGAUCCUCGAUGGUUUGGUGGAAGUAGUGGAGAACCAGAUUUACUAACAGGGCAACCUGGUGUUCCUCCUGGAGCUCGUUUUGAUCCAUAUGGCCCACCUGGCAUCCCUGGUUUUGAGCCAAAUAGAUUUGUCAGGAAGCCAAGAAGGCCUGGGGGUGGGACUCAUCCGGACCUUGAGCAUUUUGGAAGCGGUUCAGAUUUUAUUUAGAAUUUAGAUCUUUGUGUUGAAGUAGCUAUUCUUCAGACAUGAAAUCGCCUCUGUUGCAGUCUAUAGAGUUUUUAUUAAUCCUGUCUUUGUGGUAUUCUCUGCUAGCUGAAGAUUGGCGCCUGACUCGUCAAGUUCAUUAAGGUUGCGUUUGGGAACUUGAAUUUGAAUUUGAAUUUGAUGAGUGUAAUUAA